Pochonia chlamydosporia 170 is the source of this 1140-nucleotide messenger RNA. Its product is annotated as silent information regulator family protein. The record is from RefSeq and is a predicted model, not a curated record. The coding region runs from base 1 to 1140 and encodes 379 amino acids. Lineage: Eukaryota; Fungi; Ascomycota; Sordariomycetes; Hypocreales; Clavicipitaceae. The transcript is spliced from 4 exons. Gene Ontology annotation, molecular function: NAD+ binding.
AUGGCCGACACUGCCCCCCAAACAGCCGCGAGGGAGCAUCACGAACCAACUCAGACGGUGGACCACAAAGCCGAGAUACUAGCCUCCCAGAUCAGGAAGAGCAAGCACUUUAUCAUCUUUACUGGUGCUGGAAUUUCCACCUCUGCCGGUAUCCCGGACUUUCGUGGACCAGAAGGAUCAUGGACUCUGCUCGCCCAAGGUCGACAACGAACAGCCCCUUCAACCAGCACGCUGCAGGCUAUACCAACUCCUGCACACAUGGCGUUGGUGGAAUUACAAAAUAGAGGUGUGCUCAAGUAUGUGGUGAGCCAGAAUUGCGACGGUUUGCAUAGGCGAAGCGGAAUCCUCUCGAACAAGAUAUCAGAAGUACACGGCAACAGUAAUUUAGAGCACUGCAAGACAUGUGGCAAAGAGUACCUCCGUGAUUUUCGCGCAGUGGCUUCAUACGAGAAAAGCGUCCACGACCACCGCACGGGAAGAAAAUGUGCCGUAUGUGGAGGCAUGCUAUUCGACACCAUCAUCAACUUUGGCGAAUCUCUCCCUGAAACAGCCUUGGCACUCGCCUGGGAAAACGCGCAGAUGGCCGACUUGUGCCUCGUCCUCGGAUCGUCCUGUACAGUCACGCCCGCAGCAGAUAUACCUGAACUUGUGGGGCGUAAUAAAUCGGCGAAACUCGCGAUAUGUAACCUUCAACAGACGCCGCUCGACGACGUAUCCGACCUACGUGUGUUUUCCACAGCAGACGACCUGAUGGUUCGUGUCAUGGAGAAGCUGGGCACUUCCAUUCCACGAUUCGUCUUGCGUAGGCGUGUAGUGCUGAGUAUUGGGACGAGAGCAGACGGAAGCUGCGGGAUUGUUGUUCAAGGCGUUGAUGCUGAGGGUGUGCCGAUGACAUAUCUCCGAUCGGUGAGGUUAGAAGGGAGUCGGCGGGGAUCAACCUCUGAGCCACAUGCUAUCAGUUUGAGGGAUGGUUUGGCUGUAGGAUGUAUAGUGAGGCUGGAGUUGGAGUUUAUGGGACAUUACAGGGAGCCGAAUUUGCAGAUUCAUUAUGAAGUUCGUGGGUUGAAAGAGGAGCAGGCGUGCUAUGUGCUUGAGUUUGACCCGUGUGGUGGUGGGUGGAUGACGAGAAGGGAGAGUUGA